This is a messenger RNA of Trichoderma aggressivum f. europaeum, 504 nucleotides long. RefSeq lists its product as uncharacterized. Lineage: Eukaryota; Fungi; Ascomycota; Sordariomycetes; Hypocreales; Hypocreaceae. Bases 1 to 504 code for a protein of 167 amino acids. The record is from RefSeq and is a predicted model, not a curated record. The transcript is spliced from 2 exons.
AUGCCCAUGUACCAUUUCGAACUUGCUAUUAAACUGACCCAAACCCAGAAGCUGGCUUUGGUCAAAAAGAUUACAGACUGGCACGCAACCACAUUCAGGUCACCACGGUUCAUUGUCAAUGUUCGUUUUAUGGACGUGACCCAAGGCCUCUUGGCGGAUACCUACGUUGGCGGCCAACCAAGACAAAUCAACCGCCUCUUUGUCAGUCUCCGCAGCGGUGGUGGCCGUACCCAAGAGCAGCUGGAAGGCAUGGCCGACAAGCUGGAGGGUUUCUGGAAUGAGGCCGUCGGCAAAGACUCUAUUGCGACGCAACUCAGGGGAAUAUUCAUCAAGAGAGAAUUGGACGUUGCAAAGGAAUCAGGAUUUCAUCUCCCUCUGCCUGGUGGCUUUGAGCAGUGGGUGAAGGAUAACACGGAAGAGUUGCAGCGUUUGGCGGCAGAGGGCGAUCCUGAUGCGGCGCAGGUUGUUGAAGAGAUCAAGGUUAGGCCCGAGUUUCAGAAGUAA